Cyanistes caeruleus (blue tit) is the source of this 1642-nucleotide messenger RNA. Its product is annotated as serine/threonine-protein kinase PAK 3-like. NCBI's taxonomy places the organism in Eukaryota, Metazoa, Chordata, Aves, Passeriformes, Paridae. Gene Ontology annotation, biological process: protein phosphorylation. Gene Ontology annotation, molecular function: protein kinase activity; ATP binding. The record is from RefSeq and is a predicted model, not a curated record.
UCCAGGGCAGCUCUUGCGCUCGCUGCCUCGCUGCAGGAGGACCCUUGUGAGCAAGGAGUUCUCAGCAGACGGCCUGCACCCCGAGAGGAGUCUUGCUUUUUUCCCUUGGGUGGCAUUCGGCAUUGUGCAAACCCGCACAGCACUGCUAAAAUGAUCAAGCAAGUCUGUGCCGUGGUUUGCACUGUUUUCUCCGUGGCAUAUUCUGGCUACUUCCUGGCUCACCUGACAGGUCACUUCACCCGUGGAUGGAGACAAGCGUGUCCUUUGGGCUCAAGGGCAGGGUCGGCACCUCCUCUGGCUCCCUCUCUUGUGGAGGAAGAGGCUGAAGAGGAGCAAGAGCACAUCAAGCCCCCAGCUGCUGUCCCUCCACGGCCCCAAAAGGCUCCCGCAGCUGCCGGCACUGGGUCCGGCAGCCCCGCCCAGCCGGCCGAGACGAGAGAGGAGCAGAGGCUGAUGAGACUGAGGAGCGUUGUGAGCCCGGGUGAGCCAAGGAGCAAAUACACGGCCCUUGAAGAACUUGGACGAGGGGGCUUUGGAGCUGUUUAUAGAGCCCUGGACGCCAGCACAGGCAAACAGGUGGCCAUCAAGAAAAUGAUGUUGGAAGAGGAGGAUUCCGAGGAGCUGGCUGUCAAUGAAAUCGUGGCCAUGAGGGACAACAGGAAUCCCAAUAUUGUCAUCUACUUAGACAGCUACCUGGUCAACGAGGAACUCUGGCUGGCGAUGGAGUUCAUGGACGGCGGCACGCUGUUCGAUGUGCUCAGGGCAGUGUACCUGGAGGAAGGACAGAUAGGCGCUGUCUGUCGGGAGUGCCUGCAAGGUCUGCAUUUCCUUCAUUCCCGCCGAGUCAUCCACAGAGACAUCAAGAGCAGCAACGUUCUUAUGGGCACCGACGGAUCGGUCAAAUUGGCUGACUUUGGUCUCUGUGCUCGGCUCAGCCCUGAGUGCAGCAGCUGCCACUCCAGCGUCGGCACUCCCAGCUGGAUGGCACCAGAAGUGGUGAGAGGAGAAGCCUACGGCCCCAAAGUGGACAUCUGGUCCCUGGGCAUCACGGGGCUGGAGAUGGUGGAAGGGGAAGCUCCUUACCAGAGGGAGCCCAAGUUCAGGGUUUUUGAACUGAUCGAAAGGAACGGGCCCCCAAAACUGCAAAAGCCCAGGCACCACUCGGCUCUCCUGCGCGACUUUCUGCGCUGCUGCCUGCAGGCGGACCAAGACAGGCGCUGGUCUGCCCAGGAGCUCCUGCAGCAUCCGUUUGUGACCUCAGGCCAGCCUGCCUCCAGCCUGGCUGCUCUGAUCCUCUCAGCCAAGCAAGCGCAGGAAGACCGGAGAGGAGAGGCUUGCGCCUGAGGAAGCCUUUGUGCCGCGCCAGCCACAAGGAGUUCAAAGGGGAUGGAUGGUGUUUGGACAGAGAGUCAGCCAUCCAUUCAGUUUUUUAAGGAGGUGUUCAUUUGUUUGGAAGUUUUUGUUGUAUGGAAUUUGUCCAUUUAGCUGUUUUUAGUUCAUACCUCCGUUUUUCGUUUUUUUUUUUCUCAAAUGCUUAGUUUAUAAUUUAGGGAAAAUAGGGAGCAACUUCUUAGAGCUAUAGAUUUUAGAAAAUGGAGAUAGUGGAAGAUUGUUUUCCUUGGAAUAAAUUGUUAUUAACAGA